Messenger RNA from Aspergillus welwitschiae, 408 nucleotides. Its product is annotated as PEP-utilizing enzyme, mobile domain-containing protein. The record is from RefSeq and is a predicted model, not a curated record. The transcript has a single exon. Lineage: Eukaryota; Fungi; Ascomycota; Eurotiomycetes; Eurotiales; Aspergillaceae. Gene Ontology annotation, molecular function: pyruvate, water dikinase activity. Gene Ontology annotation, biological process: pyruvate metabolic process; phosphorylation. The coding region runs from base 1 to 408 and encodes 135 amino acids.
AUGGACGUGGAAUAUGCCAAAGGCAGCCUCACAAACGCAUUGUUCAUUGUCCAAGCCCGACCGGAAACCGUGCAUUCGCGCCGCGAUGCGACCGCCGCUUUCAAGAUGUACAACAUCGACCACAAGGGCCGCACGCUAACCACUGGGCUGGCCGUAGGUGAUGCCGCUCUCUCCGUUCGGCUCUGUCUAAUCGAGCCUGCGUACGAAAUGGACAAAUUUAUCAACGCCUGCGUUCUCGUCACCGCCACAACCGACCCGGAUUGGGUGCCGAUCAUGGAGCGCGCUGCGGCGAUCAUCACUGACUACGGCGGCCGCACGUCCCAUGCUGCCAUAGUCGCAAACUCGGCGUUCCUGCCAUCGUGGACGCCCGUGAUGCCACCUACGUGCUGCAUUCAAGGCAGGACGUGA